AUGGAAGAUAUAUACAAGGAAUCUGCAGCAUUUUAUGAAAAAGGUGGAACUGAGCUAACGACGCUAGCUAAAUUCAUGUUUGAGGGCAUAGAUAAGGAUGGAAAUGGCAAGCUAAGUAGAAGAGAAUUUAAGAGGUACUUGAAAAAUAACAGCUACAAAUAUAAUAAAAAAUUAUUCAAAAAAAUUGAUACAGACGGAAACAAGUCUCUAGAUUUUGAGGAAUUCAAGCUCUUCUUCUACCUCACUGCUAAAGAAGCUUUGAAGGGUUGGAUCUACAAGGAUGGCAAGUGCAAGAGGCUCAGUAAAUUUCUAGAGAAGUUGGCGCAUAUGUCGUCUAUAGGAUCAUUUGCUGUAGCUGCACACAGCUGUAGUGUUAUGUGA
Molecule: messenger RNA, 381 nt
Organism: Macadamia integrifolia
Lineage: Eukaryota; Viridiplantae; Streptophyta; Magnoliopsida; Proteales; Proteaceae
Exons: 2
Coding region: 1-381 (126 amino acids)
Molecular function (GO): calcium ion binding
Source: RefSeq, a predicted model, not a curated record